AUGCAAGUUCUGGGCCAAAUCGAAUCUGUCAAGGCAGUUGUGGAGAUUGAGCAAGAUAUAGCUGAUCAAGUUUGCAAGGCCAACAUCCCCUUGGAAUCGAUUAACACUAUCAUCUGGUCCCAUCGCCAUAUGGACCAUACUGGGGACCCCUCCCUAUUCCCGCCAUCCACGGAGCUAGUUGUUGGCCCUGGAUUCAAGCUCGAUAAAGCUACUUCCCAAGGAUAUCCUCAAAAUGCGGACGCUCUGGUGACUGCUGAUGCCUUCACUGGACACAACUUUGUCGAUCUGGAUUUCAGUGGUGCCUUGAAAAUUUGGGGUUUUCGGGCUCUCGACAUUUUUCAAGGUGGAAGUCUUUACCUGCUGAGGUCAAACGGACAUAGUAUCUUUAUCCCGUGA
Molecule: messenger RNA, 396 nt
Organism: Penicillium brasilianum
Lineage: Eukaryota; Fungi; Ascomycota; Eurotiomycetes; Eurotiales; Aspergillaceae
Source: the annotation of a GenBank genome assembly